This is a messenger RNA of Seriola dumerili (greater amberjack), 1501 nucleotides long. RefSeq names its product D-threo-3-hydroxyaspartate dehydratase-like. Gene Ontology annotation, molecular function: D-serine ammonia-lyase activity. The record is from RefSeq and is a predicted model, not a curated record. Gene Ontology annotation, biological process: D-serine catabolic process. The coding region runs from base 67 to 1179 and encodes 370 amino acids. Lineage: Eukaryota; Metazoa; Chordata; Actinopteri; Carangiformes; Carangidae. The transcript is spliced from 10 exons.
ACCAACUCUAACCACAACCUCUCGCAUAUCGGCAAAAAAAUCACAAUCACUGAGUGUGCUGCCAGUAUGGAGGGGGAGCCCCUCUCAGCCCUGUGCACCCCUGCUCUGGUGGUGGAUGUGGACAAAGUGAAGAGAAAUGCCCAGAGGAUGAUCGAACGCUGUCAGAAGCUGGGAGUCCAGCUUCGGCCGCACAUGAAGACACACAAAACCCUUGAGUGUGCUGACAUAAUGACAGGUGGAUCACGGAGGUGCAUCGUGGUCUCCACACUCGCAGAGGCCUGUUUCUAUGCCGACCACGGAUUUGAUGACAUCCUCUAUGCAUACUCUGUUCCCUUUGAUAAGGUGGAGCGUUGUGCAGCCCUGUCAGAAAGGCUGGACCUCUUCCAAGUUUUAUUGGAUCAUCCUGAUGCUCUGGAGCAGCUCAAAAAGAGACCCCUGAGAGACGGUCGGCAGUGGCACGUCUGGCUGAAGCUGGACUGUGGCAAUGGGAGAGCUGGUGUCCUGCACUCAGAACCCGAGGCGCUCGGUCUGGCUCAGGCCAUCGCUGAGACGGAGGGUGUGCAGCUGACGGGGGUGUACGCUCACUGUGGGAACACCUAUAACUGCAGAGGAGUGGAGCAAAUACAGACUGUUGCCCAGGAAACCACCAGCUUGACUCUGCAGUUCAUGGAAAAACUGAAGGCUGUUGGCAUCACCUGUAAAUCCAGCAUUGGCUCCACCCCUUCCUGUAGUCACCCAGUCAAAGACAUGGCGCAGCUCAGCGAGGUGCAUCCUGGAAACUACGCCUUCUAUGAUGUGCAGCAGUCUGUGAUUGGCUCAUGCAGUCUGGAGGACGUGGCUGUGAGGGUUUUGACAAGGGUCAUUGGACACUGUCCUCACAGGAACCAGCUCCUGAUUGACUGUGGAUGGAGUGGAAUCAGUCUGGAUGGAGCUGGAAAACUUCCCACUGGAUAUGCUGUGAUUGAAGGCCACCCGCACCUCAAGUUGUUGUCUAUGACGCAGGAGCAUGGUAGAGUGGAGCCCAUCUCAGGACCGCUGGACUACAGCAAGUACCCCCUCGGCUCUCUGCUCACACUGAUCCCCUACCAUUCUUGUGCGACAGCAAUGAUGCACACCGUGUACCAUGUGCACUCUGACGGCCGUCUGCUGGGGAGGUGGACACCCACUCGCGGAUGGUGAACAGCUGUCCAACUGUUCACUAAUACAUAACUUUGUAAGGGUAGCUAGAAAUAACACUGAAAGAAGGACUUCUUGAAGCAAGCUGUGACACCUCGUAACCAUCACCUCUUCUUUCCUCUGUUCCUGUGGAGUAAAACAUACGUAUGAGUAGUAGAAUUUAAUUUCAAAUUAUAAUUGUAGACAUUUUCCACAACUACUGAUUAAAUAACAGUAUUACUUUUGUAGACCUAUUCCCUAAAUGUCUUUGAAGUGGGAAAAGAAAUGUAGAAAAAAUACACACCUGUAAGCUUUUGAAUGUUGAAAUAAAUCAAAGUUGCAGGAC